GAAAAAUCAAUAGAUAACAUAUGGUUAGAAGCCCCAGAGAUCCAGAAUCGACGAUGAGACAUAGAUAAGAGGUAAAGGCUGCUGGUGUCUGCUUUUUGCUGCUAGUUAAUCAUACGCCGCGUUGGCCACGCGACAAGCAUUCCACUUAAUUGGCCAAGACCCUGAACUUUGAACUGUGUGAGUGACCUCUCUGCUGACUACAAAAUGGCACGCUUCCGAAAGCAGGUGAACCAGCGUAAUAGCAACGAGGAGCUCGCAUCAUUAUUGAAAUCAUCACCAAAUAUUUUGGAGAAUUUCUCCUACGACGAUAUACCAAAGAAACCGCUAAAAAGGAUGGCGACCACGCCCAUUAGCACAAAGAAACCAACGCCACCGAUAUCGCCAAAAUUCUGUGAGACUCUCGAACGUCAUGCCUUUAUGAGGAAUGUGAUCAAUACACCGAAUCAAAUAACCGAGCAUCGUCGCUAUUCCAGUCCCGGGGAGAAGGAGGCUCAUGUUAGACGCAGUUUGGAAGAGAUAUCCAAGGAUAUCAAAGAGAUUGAACAGUUUGUUAGUGCCACUGAGGCGAUUUUUGAACAGGAAAAGGCACAAGAGCAGCAGUUGCAGCUUAAGGAGAGGGAACUGGAGCAAAAGGUGGCUCGUCGGGAUAAGGAGAACAAAACCCCAAGUCCGGUGAAGAAGACCACCUAUAAGAUCAAUGCCUUUAAGGCUCCGGGACGGCGGCAUCGUCCACAUAGUCCGAGAUUCUAUCAUUCGCGUCUAUAUUUUCGUAAUGGACGCAUUGGAUGCGUCGAUUCGGAGCCCAGUCAGAGUAAUAUAGGAGCCACUCAUGCCCUGGUCAAGCAUAUAUUAAAGAAUGAGAAGCCUCUGGUCAGUCCGGAUAGUGUACGUCGUGUCUUAGAACCGGAAUGUUUUGAAAUGACUCCCCUGCCUGGAGCAGUGCCGAUUCAUCAAGGAAAUACAAUAGAACCCCAUGUGGAUCCCAUUGCUGUCCAGAGAGCUGAAGAAUUGGCAGCAGCCACGGGUCAGGUGGUUCUGCCUGAGCUUGAUCAAUGUGAUCCCUGCUCUCAGCCCAUCAUUGAUGAGGACGAAAAGGAUGUGCAGAUCUGUUAUAAUGAAUCGCCUGAGUUGCAAAAUGAAGAUCGCAAUUUGGGGCGACGUUCGCAACGUUCCUCCUCGCUGAAUGAAAGUGAAAUUGUGGCCGUUUUGGAAUCCGAUGUGGAUGCCCAUCGUCCGAGCAGCAGUGCGGGUAGUUUGGAUUCCCAGGGUCAGCAAUUUCUACGUGAUCAAGUGCGUCAUUUGGUGCGUCGUUUUACGGCUCGGGCCAAUAAGGUCAAGUCACGCAUAGAAUUGCCGCCAACACCGUCGAGCAGUAAUGCCAGUUCACCAUCUUUACCGCCACCCACCAAUGGGGCAGUUGCUGGAGGAUCUAUAUUGCACUCCAGCACCAAGAGUUUGCAUCCCUCGCCGGAGAAUAAGAUACGUUUGGUUCCUGCCGGCCAAUCCCCAUCCCAUCAUCGUGGUCGUCUCUUUGAAGCGGAUACACCACGUUCGAAUGUCUGGCUAUGCUCGAGUUUGUGUGGCGCCAACAAUGAUGAACGUACUCUCGAUCCGCAGGGCAAGAUCUAUAUAUCCUGGUUAUGUGUUGUCUCUGUGUCGUUUCUCUACAAUGCCUGGGUCAUUCCGUUGCGUGCUUCGUUUCCAUUUCAAACUAAAGAGAAUACGAAUAUCUGGUUGGCUUGCGAUUUCUGUGCGGAUAUAAUUUAUCUCCUGGAUGUGGUCUUCUUUAAACAUCGUGUUAUGUAUCUUUUCGAGGGAUUUUGGGUCAAAAACAAAAAUCUAACGCGGAAGAAUUAUAUGCGAAAACUGCAAUUUAAGCUGGAUCUCUUGGCCCUACUUCCUCUAGAGCUAUUUUAUCUAAAACUUGGGACCAAUGCGGUUUGGCUACGUUUUCCACGUUUCUUUAAGAUACAAAGCUUCUGGGAAGUAUUUCGUCUAUUGGAUCGUGUCAUAUCUUCGCCGCAUUUUGUGCGAGUGGCCAAAACCCUUACCUAUAUGCUCUAUAUGAUUCACAUAACCGCCGCCUUGUACUAUGCCUAUAGUGAUUAUCAGGGCUUGGGUCAGAAUCGUUGGGUCUUUAGUGGCAAAGGGCAUCCCUAUGUGAGAUGCUUUGCUUUUGCCACCAAAACGGCAACUUCUAUAGGUAAAAACCCCAAACCGGAACGUCAGGGGGAAUAUGUCUUCAUGACAGUGGCCUGGUUAAUGGGUGUCUUUGUUUUCGCCUUGCUGAUCGGUCAAAUAAGAGAUAUUAUAUCGACGGCCACGAGAAAUAAACACGAAUAUCGUCAAUUAGAAGAUGAGACUUUGGAGUACAUGCGACGCUUGAAUCUCUCGCAAGAGGUUCAAUCGAGGGUCAAAAUGUGGUUUCAAUUCACCUGGGAGCAGCAGAGAACUUUAGAUGAAUCUAAUAUAUUGGAUGCCUUACCCAUUAAUCUAAAGACCGAUAUAGCCAUCUCUGUGCAUAUUCAAACCCUAUCGAAGGUGCAACUUUUUGCUGAUUGUGAGGAGGCUUUGCUCCGAGAUUUGGUCUUGAAAUUACGUGCCGUAACCUUUUUGCCCGGCGAUUUUGUAUGCCAAAAGGGUGAAGUGGGUCGUGAAAUGUAUAUUGUUAAACUGGGUCAAGUCCAGGUGAUGGGUGGACCCAAUAGUGAUGUUGUCUUGGCCACUCUCACCGAGGGAUCCGUCUUCGGAGAGAUCAGUUUACUGGGCAUCAAUGGAGCCGAUCGUCGCACUGCUGAUGUCCGCUCCAAGGGCUAUUCGAAUUUGUUUGUGCUCUCGAAAUCGGAUUUAAAUGAGGUUAUUGCAUACUAUCCCAAUGCCCAGGCCAUAUUGAAGAAACGGGCCCGCCAAUUGAUGCGUAAGAAUGCGGCUCGGGAGCGUGAGGAGGAACGUGAAAGAGUUCGCAGUGCUUUGCAGGCAGAUGUGGUCAUUGGUAAUCCGAAGACACCAGAAUCGGCACCAAAACUACUCCAAACAGUUAUCCAAGCUCUGCCGUAUGAGUCACCUGCAGUGGUUCUUAUUACACGGGGAUCCAAACGUCUUCGUCGUAAACGUCAAUCUCUGCAAAUGGAGACUAUUGUGGAACCCUGCAUGGAUGUCAAUGGAGCAGCCGAAUGUGAACAGGACGAGCAACAGAAUAUUCGGGAUAGUUUCCAUAUGAAACCUGGACGUGGUUCACCCGAUCUUCUAUCCUCUAUACAACAGGAAUUAAAAUCCAAGCACAAAUUCAUUAAUCUCACCGAUUCGGAAAAGGCUCUGAUUCACAUUAAUCAGUCGACAAAUAAUUCCAUGGAAUCUGUCCAAGAGGAUGUCUAAGAUAUCGCCAGAGUUUUAUGCAAAGUAUAUAUAAACCAAAUAUAAAUAUAAUAAAUGUCAAUAAGC
This is a messenger RNA of Drosophila willistoni, 3441 nucleotides long. It is a transcript of the gene CngB, whose product is annotated as cyclic nucleotide-gated cation channel beta-1. The record is from RefSeq and is a predicted model, not a curated record. Bases 205 to 3375 code for a protein of 1056 amino acids. Gene Ontology annotation, biological process: monoatomic cation transmembrane transport. Gene Ontology annotation, cellular component: intracellular cyclic nucleotide activated cation channel complex; plasma membrane. The transcript is spliced from 5 exons. Lineage: Eukaryota; Metazoa; Arthropoda; Insecta; Diptera; Drosophilidae. Gene Ontology annotation, molecular function: protein-containing complex binding; cGMP binding; intracellularly cAMP-activated cation channel activity.